This is a messenger RNA of Nipponia nippon (crested ibis), 773 nucleotides long. It is a transcript of the gene ADPRM, whose product is annotated as ADP-ribose/CDP-alcohol diphosphatase, manganese dependent. Gene Ontology annotation, molecular function: ADP-ribose diphosphatase activity; 2',3'-cyclic-nucleotide 2'-phosphodiesterase activity; CDP-glycerol diphosphatase activity. The record is from RefSeq and is a predicted model, not a curated record. NCBI's taxonomy places the organism in Eukaryota, Metazoa, Chordata, Aves, Pelecaniformes, Threskiornithidae.
CGGGCGGCGCGGGGGCGCCUGCCGGUGCCGGUGCAUCACGCGUGGGGCAACCACGAGUUUUAUAACUUCAGCCGAGCCCGCCUGGCGCGCACCGGCCUCAACAGCCGUCCCGCUGGGGCCAUGGCCGGCCUGCCCGCCGGCGACUGCCAGGCCUAUCACUUCAGCCCGGCCGCGCGGUUCCGUGUCGUCGUGCUCGAUGCCUACGACCUGAGCAUCCUGGGCAGGGAGCCAGACAGCCCCCGCUACCGGGAGUCCCUGCGGCUGCUGCGGGAGAAGAACCCCAAUGACAACCUCAACAGCCCCGCAGGACUCGAAGAACCUCGGUUUGUAGAGUUUAACGGAGGAUUUAGCCAAGCCCAGCUGGACUGGUUCGAUGAAGUCCUCAAGUUCUCUGACGAAAACCAAGAAAAAGUUAUAGUUAUGGGUCAUCUGCCCAUUCAUCCAGAUGCUUCAGACAGAGUUUGCCUAGCCUGGAAUUACGAAGAUGCCCUUUCGGUCAUACACUCCCAUCAGUGCGUGGUCUGCUUUCUUGCAGGGCACCUGCACGACGGUGGCUAUUGUUUAGACUCUCAUGGAGUUCAUCAUCUGACUUUGGAGGGGGUUAUUGAAACUCCACCAGAAAGCAAUGCCUUUGGAACUAUUUAUGUCUAUGAAGAUAAAAUGAUACUAAAGGGAAGGGGCAGAAUUUCAGACAGAGUUAUGCAUUUCUGAAAAUGGUAAGCACAUACAAAUUGCUCUUCUUCAGUAAGUACUCGGACAAAAAAGCAGGGGAU